AUGAGAAGAAUGAUCGAGUAUAUGCCGACGGCGUGGCGUGUUGUUGGAAGAGUCAGAGGCAUAGCUCUCUCUAGAGAUCGCUUUCAGUUCAUCUUCCAGCGUGAAGAAGACCUCCUUACUGUGCUCAAGGACAGACCUUGGUCAUAUAAUCACUGGACUAUAGCUCUUGAACGAUGGACGGCUGACCCUCCUCCUGACUUCUUGCGUUAUAUGGAGAUCUGGAUCAGAAUCAAAAACAUACCGAUGAAGUUCUUCACUGGUGAUACUAUGCACAGACUGGCGUCCGAAAUUGGUCAUGUUGAGUUGGUGGCUUACGAUCCUAAAGUCUCUCACACAAAGGACUACAUCCGUGUUCUGAUAACCUUUGAUUCGGAGAAUCCAGCUAAACCUUCUCGCAAGCUUACAGUGAGCAAGGACAAAACAGUUACAGUAGAGUUUGAGUAUGAGAGGAUCCAUAAAAAAUGCCAUCAUUGCUUCCGUCUUACUCAUGAGAAGUUUAGAUGCCCAGUAUUGCAGAAUGCUCCUAAACAGAACUCACAGACCGCUACUCCCUCAUCUAGUGGUGAGAAAUCCCCCUCAGAAAUCAUCCCAACCAUUGCGAAGAAGGUGACUACUGAGGCUCCUCCUGGAUUUCCUGUGAUGUUCCCGGAACUUCCUCCUGAGGAACGAAAGGCUGCUCUACUCUACAUAUCUCACUCUGAUGCUACUGAACGUCAAGCAAGGAUAAUGAGAGUCAGACAGGCUAUAGAGGAUCAAGGUCAGUCACAUGUUGCCGCACCAGCGAGAUUCACUUCGAAUCUUGAUAAUGGUAAAGGCCAUGUGUUCUGUUACCCGGAGUCAGAUCAUGAUCACUCUCCUCCAGCUCGUCAGCGUGCUCGAACAACAGGCUCUCUGCCUUUGUUGGGAGAUCAAUAUGAUCAGGAAGGCUACUCUAAAACUGAAGGCUCUGGUAUAGCAGGUGACUCAGCGCCUAAUAUCACUACGGGUUUUCAGAUUGGUAUGUCUUCACAGACUCCAUCUGCCGGUGAUAGUAAGGUCGUGAAAGUUGCUCGUCGUCGACCCCCCUCAUGGAAGAGGAAAGCUCAGGCCCUGAAGUCUACCACUCGUAUCAUUUCUCCUUCUGAUCAGGCGCCUAUCCCUCCUGAGUCUGGUAGUAAGCGUAAGACUGAGUCUGCUUCUAUGUCUCCGUCUAAGAAAAGUUCUACUCCAACAACCAAUUCGGUGGCUUCCGGUUUGAAGCCGCUGCACAUCCAAUGA
Raphanus sativus (radish) is the source of this 1257-nucleotide messenger RNA. RefSeq lists its product as uncharacterized. The record is from RefSeq and is a predicted model, not a curated record. The transcript has a single exon. NCBI's taxonomy places the organism in Eukaryota, Viridiplantae, Streptophyta, Magnoliopsida, Brassicales, Brassicaceae. Bases 1 to 1257 code for a protein of 418 amino acids.